Molecule: messenger RNA, 3691 nt
Organism: Gopherus evgoodei (Goodes thornscrub tortoise)
Lineage: Eukaryota; Metazoa; Chordata; Testudines; Testudinidae
Gene: THPO
Product: thrombopoietin
Exons: 5
Coding region: 767-1378 (203 amino acids)
Biological process (GO): positive regulation of ERK1 and ERK2 cascade; positive regulation of hematopoietic stem cell proliferation; cell population proliferation
Cellular component (GO): extracellular region
Molecular function (GO): cytokine activity; hormone activity
Source: RefSeq, a predicted model, not a curated record
UCCUGCUUUGAGCAGGGGUUGGACUAGAACCUCCUGAGGUCCCUUCCAACCCUGAUAUUCUAAGGAGAUGCUCUCGGUGCGGCACUGCUGGGGCCCAGGCGGCAGGGGAACUGGCCAGGAAACUGGACAGAUGCAGAGGAGAGAGGAUUGGGGGUGCAGGGAGACUGGCUGUAGAAGGGGGCAGAGAAGCUGUUCGAGAGGGGACAGGCAAGGAGUGCGGGACAGAGAGUGGCUGUGUGUGUGGGGAUAUAGACAGAUGGUGGCAGAGAGCCUGCAGCGGGUAUAUGCUGGGUGGACUGUUAAAUAAGUGGUUGUAACCACUAGAUCACACUCCCCUCUGGAAUUGAUCCCAGAAGUCUUGCGUCUCUCCAUUCCUCUGUUGUCAGCAAGCAGCUGUGACGCCCGCAGUGCACAGGCACAAGGAGGCCAAGGGAAGGCCGCAGGGCUUGACUUUGCAACCGUAAUGUCCUUCUAGGCUUUUACCAUCGUUUUUUGGCUGUAAUAUUCACAUUUGUUCCGCUAUCGUCUCAGCUGGCCUCUGCCUUCCCCUGCCGCAUUCCCACACCUGCUGUCUGAGAAACCGAAAGUGAAACAGCGCAGGGAGAGCAGGGGGACACUGCCCUGCCCAAGCUGAAGCGGCUGCGAGUGGGCGGGAAAUAAGCUGGGUACUCUCCAGGAGUUAGCAGUGCAGGGAAGGGCUUUUGUUUGGAAACAGGCUGAUUUUCAGCCUGCACCGUCCUUCCAAAGCCCCUUACCAGUAUCGGCCAUGUGGCCUGGGCUGCUGCUCCUCACAGCCUUCCUCCUCCACAUCAAGCUGUCCAGGCUGAGCCCGGCCCGGCUGGUCUGCGACAACCGGCUGAUCCAGAAAUACAUCAGCGAAGCCAAGGACAUGGAGAAGAGAGUGAGCCAGUGCCAGGAGCUCCCCUUGCUAACCCAGCCCCUUCCUCUGCCCAUGGUGGACUUCAGCCUCCGGGAAUGGAAAACGAAGCCAAAUGAGACGAAAAGGCAGGAGAUCCUCUGGGACCUGGCACUGCUGGUGGAUGCGGUGACCGCUGCGCAGGGCCACGUGAGGCAGGAGUGUGCAGCUGCCCUCCUGGGGCAGCUCUACAAGAAAGCCAACUCCUUCCUCCUGCUCCUGAAGACCUUCAGCUGGCAGGUCAGUGCCUGGCAGCCGGACCGCGCCUCCCGGACAACCCUGCAGAGCCACCCCAGUGUGAUAUUUCUGGUAUACCGGCAGCUCGUGCAAGGCAAACUGCGCUUCCUCUUCCAUGACCUGGCAAAGGAUUUCUGCCAGGAAGGAAGCCGGGGGGUGCCAGAGCCCCCAAGCACCCCAUGUCCCCAGCUGCCUCAAGGGGACAGUGAAAGCCCUGCCUGCUGAUGGGGGUGUCCACCAGACCACAGAUGGAGACCGAGUGGGAAGGAAGCAGAUCCUGGCCCCUCACUCUCCAGAGAUGGGGGGGGGGGAAGAGCAGGACAGAGAGAGCGGUGCUGGAGCAGAGGAGAGGUCACGCCCAAGGACAUUAACAGCUGGCAGAGGACGAGAAAGGGGGCUCCUUCAGCCCUAGAGAGGCCCCCUACUGAUGGGUCAGUGAAUGUCGACCCACAGCAAAGACUUGAGAGCUGAGCAAAAAGGGGCUUGGCCCCGAGACUGGGCAGGGCCAGAGGAUGCGGUUCUCAGCUUUGCACAUGCCAGGAAAGGGAGAGGACUCUGCCCUCUGAGGAGGGGCUCCUGUGGGUGCACGGCGAGGCAGGACUCAUUGGCAUAGGCCUCUGAAUCCAGUCAGCACACAUGCAACACACGCGGACUCGUCCCCACCACAGGCCACGUGUGAGAGAACUCACUGCCCAUCCACCAGCCGUCUGCAGCCGACCACUGCGUACUCCAGGGGUGGGGGACUCGCUGUGCCAGGGGAUCAGCUGGCAGAAAGCAGCUGUGGACUUACGCACUUGCGGGUACAUGACCCUGCGGCCCCAAGGCUCAUGCCCCCAGGUCUCCAUGCAUCAUCCCAGCCCAGAGGGUAAUGCUGCACUUGCAGUUUAUCGCGACUGCAGAAGUGGAAAGGAGACGGAUUCGGGCUGCUUGCUAGAGUUAAGGAGCAGGGAGGGGGUGGGUGUCUUUUACCGGGAAAACGUCUUACGAUUAAAGAGCUUAUUUUUCUAAAGAGCCCCGGGAUCUCGCUUAGCAGGGGGCAAAGCUCAGCUGAACAGAAUAGGGAUAGUGGGGGGGCACAGGCCUGCUCGCUGGAGGCCCAUGCACGGGGGGGCACCAGCCUUUUUAUUCUGGGGACUUCAGUGAGAAACAGACUCUCUUCCACCCACCUCCCUGUCCCGCUCAGGGGAGUGUGUGGGGCGGUGUUGGGGGCAGUGCUCCACCCUCCCCUGAGAAUUAGGUAGCGAGCGCCCUCCUGUGGCCAGUUCAGGAACAGCUGGCAGACAGGUGCCUGUCCCAGAAACAGAGCGAGCUCUGGCUCCCACCCCUUCUCCUAGCCUGGCCCCUUCCAAGGCUAGCACCUCUCGCAGGCAUCUCCCCUCUCACCCCUCCCCUGCAGCAAUUUCUAGGCUGAAUUAAAUGGGAGGAGGCAGCAUUAAGGAGACUAAGGCCAUGUCUACGCUAGUCGACAGGUCUCCUUGGGCACUGGUGUUUCAGGGCCCUUCACACCUUUGAUCGUGGUGGAGUUUUCACUAAGGAAGCUCCAGGCGGCAGAGAGGAAUCUAAGGGCCAGGAUUCAGCCCCCGAAUGAAACCAGCGAGCCUGAGUAUGCUCAACAGAGCUGUGUUUGCUGACCCCGACUCUGCGUCUGGCUUUCAGGCCUUCCCUCCACCCGGAAGGGCACAAGCUCCUGGGCUGGCGGAGCUUGUCCCAGUCCCCCAUACAAAAAACUAUUGGCAAAAGGCUGUUUUUGCCGGUGCCGAGGACCUUUAUUGCCAUAGCUGCAUUGGCCAAACUCUACCUGUGGCUGGUCACUAAGGCCCACCCCAUGUGUUGGAAGACUUGGAGCACACGUUCUCCAACAGGGGGCGCUCUCCCCUUUUUAGUGCGGCUGGACAAGCAGCGGGCCCCAAAACUUUGCACAGUCGUAACCCAGGGUGACGGUCUGGAUAUAGCCAGCAAUGACCGGCGUGGGUAAUGGAGGACAGCAGCAGAGUCAACUCAGAGACAGAACCAAGUGUCUCUAGCCCUUAGAGUCACAAAGGAAACCUUCCAGUGUAACUAGUGCAGCGAGGCCUGAAACACGUGACCGACGCAGUCCUGCCUGCGCACCAACAAGCCAUUGUGCGGAAAGGCGUGAACUCGUCUUAAACACCAGUGGUUUUAGCUGCGUCACUAUGUUACGGUCUCACACUUGCUAGCGUGAUCUAAGCAGAGACAAAUCCGAAGCACCCACUUUAGUAAAGAACCAGGUGGGGCUGGCUCAGUAACGGCUCCCUGUCCUGCUCCCAGCCACCAGAGAGGCCACAAAACACAAGGCCUGCUGGAAAUGGUGCAGGCUUUUGCCAUGCAUCACUCCAGAGGGUCCAGAUGGGCCAAUGGAGCUGAAAUCCAGCGGCCGUUGAAUACAAGGGUCCCGGUCCCGGCCAGCAAGACCGUGUCUAUUUGCAAAGCCUGUGUGUGAGGCAGGGUCCCAGGUGCAGCCGCGGUCCCCAGCUGCUCGGCCCCCUGCGGUUAGAAGGCCAGUUUCUUCAUCAGGAG